GGCAACAUGAGUGCUACUGGUAGUUCCAUCUGUUCCUAUUCCUCCACAGCAUCCCACAAUGCCGGCGGCAUUAGGUUGUAGAAGCGGCCAGCGCUGCGGCUUCUUCCUGAAAGCUUCCAUGAACCCUGGCGGCACAACAGGUGGGCACCCUCCCUCUCGUCUGCGACUGCGGCACAGGCUGAGGUUAGCAGGGGCCGCUGCCGCCCACCGAGCCAUGUCGCCCACCCUGGCGGCGGCGCCCAGCGGCGAUGAGUUCACGGAUGUGGUGGUGGUGCGGCACGGGGAGACCUCCACGAAUGCCUCCCGCAUCAUCCAGGGACAAUUGGACCCAGAGCUAAAUGAGAUUGGUAGGCAGCAAGCCUAUGUGGUGGCUCAUCGGCUAUCAAAAGAAGCUAAACCAACUGCCAUAUACUCUUCUGAUUUGAAGCGUGCUGCUGAGACUGCAGAAAUUAUAGCAAAAGUUUGUGGCGUAACAAAUGUAAGGGCAUUCUGUUCUUUUUUUUUUGAAACUAAAUGAAAUAAGUGCAUUGUGCAUUCUAUCUGUCCCUUUUCUCAAAUGUUUUUUUUUCAGUUGGUGUUGAAUGAGGCAGAGAGAAAUGCACAUGGGAUAUUUCCAAGGCUUGAAGUGGGAUGAUAUUAUAAAUAAAAAUCCAGAUGUUUUCAGAGGCUUUGACAUUUUUAAAAUUACUGAGGGCUCUGAUUCUGACAGCAGAAACCAAGAAAUCCCAAUAAAUUCACAGCUUAGUUUGUCUAGAUUGAAAUGGUAACCGGCAACUUCUAAAGCAUAACUACAAUGCCAUGGAACCAUUUCACUUACAAAUUACAAUGGCCGCUGUGCUGAUCUAUAUUUAUUAAGAUCUUGAAUUGACACCAUGUGAAUAGCUAUACAAAUAUUUUUAACCUGUUGUUGAUAGUUAUAACUUUGAGGAAGAUGUUGAAAAUAGGACAAGUUUUCUUUAGCUACUUGCACCGAUGAUAAACCCAUGUAAUUCUGAAACAUCACUCUGAAGAGAUUAAUUAUCAACACUUUGUAUUGAUGUUCAGGGUGGUGGAGAA
This is a messenger RNA of Panicum virgatum (switchgrass), 1056 nucleotides long. RefSeq names its product phosphoglycerate mutase-like protein 4. Gene Ontology annotation, molecular function: fructose-2,6-bisphosphate 2-phosphatase activity. The record is from RefSeq and is a predicted model, not a curated record. Gene Ontology annotation, biological process: fructose 2,6-bisphosphate metabolic process; regulation of pentose-phosphate shunt; fructose 1,6-bisphosphate metabolic process. Gene Ontology annotation, cellular component: cytosol. The coding region runs from base 59 to 517 and encodes 152 amino acids. The transcript has 3 exons. NCBI's taxonomy places the organism in Eukaryota, Viridiplantae, Streptophyta, Magnoliopsida, Poales, Poaceae.